This is a messenger RNA of Cuscuta campestris, 1044 nucleotides long. The record is from the annotation of a GenBank genome assembly. Lineage: Eukaryota; Viridiplantae; Streptophyta; Magnoliopsida; Solanales; Convolvulaceae.
AUUGUUGUUAUUCAGCAGAUUUUUUACACUCCCUUAACUUUGGUCUCUCAGGUCAAAUCUCCUCUUAAUCAUAUACUCCCUGCGGCUCAAAAUAAAAUUUAUGGCUCGGAUACACAUAUAGAUGAAGAAAAAUAUGGUGACAAAUCUAUAAAUAAACGGAACUCUACAGUAUUGUAAAUUUGUAAUAUAUGUAUAUAUCCCACAAGUAUCAUAUUUACAGAUCCCAGUUAAGAUGGGAAAUCCUACAUUGUCUCCCUCAACUCUGUUCUGCUCGGAAAGUGGAGGGUGGAGCUUCAAUGAUUACCAAAGAAAUGGCUCCACAUUGAUUCCUGCAGAGGAGGAAGAUCAUGAUGAUGAUGAUGGGUAUAUACGAAUGUUGCUUGACAGAGAAACCGCCAUUAAUGGGGGAUUCCAAAAGCUUGAACCUUCGCAGGAGAAAUGGAUCCAAGAAGCUCGAUCCAAUGCAAUACAUUACAUUAUCAAAACAGGAGCAGUUUUUGGGUUCGGAAUGCAAACGGUUUACCUGUCAAUCACUUAUCUUGAUAGGUUCCUUUCAAGAAGAACCAUAGUUGGAGAAAAGUGGUGGGCAAUGAAGGUAGUGGGGAUAGCAUGUGUUUCCAUAGCAGCAAAAAUGGAGGAAAGCAAUAAUAAGAUUCCAUCACUAACAGAGUACCCAAUGGAGGAGCCUUUCAUUUUUCAGAGCAGUUUGAUCCAAAGAAUGGAGCUUUUGGUUCUCAACACUUUGGACUGGAAAUUGCACUUCACUACCCCUUUUGAUUUCACUCCCUACUUUUUAUCAUAUUUCACUCCAAACCCUUCCCACCCUAAGAUGAUUUGCUCAACAACAACUGUGGAUAUCAUCAUCUUCAAUGCCCUCACAGAUGCAAAGUUAAUGAGGCAUAGGGCAUCUGUACUAGCAGCAGCAGCAACCUUACUGGCACUGGAUGGACUACUAGUCAAAGAGGAUCUGGAGGUUAAGAUCAAUGCCUUACCUUCAGGAUGAUGUUUUGUGGUGCUAUAAACAAAUGAAGGGAUUAGAAAUGG